Messenger RNA from Chenopodium quinoa (quinoa), 444 nucleotides. RefSeq lists its product as uncharacterized. The record is from RefSeq and is a predicted model, not a curated record. The transcript has a single exon. Lineage: Eukaryota; Viridiplantae; Streptophyta; Magnoliopsida; Caryophyllales; Amaranthaceae. Bases 1 to 444 code for a protein of 147 amino acids.
AUGUUUCGAAGGAGGUUUCAUAUACGAAGACCCAUUUUCCUUCGCAUUGUCAACACAAUAAGUGCAACUAACCGCUACUUCCAACAACACCCAAAUGCUGCCAUGCGUCUUGGUGCUUCACCCCUUCAGAAUUGCACAACAGUUAUAUGUAUGUUAGCUUAUGGUUGUUCAGCUAAUCAAGUAGAUGAAUAUCUGAAGCUUGGUGAAAGUACUGCUAGAGAAUGCCUUGGAAAAUUUGUCGAAGGGUUAAUUGCUCAAUUUACAACUGAGUACCUUCACAAGCCAACAGUGGAAAAUAUCCGACGCCUCCUUAGAGAAGGGAAAGAUAGAGGUUUCCCUGGCAUGCUGGGAAGUAUUGAUUGCAUGCAUUGGGUAUGGAAAAGUUGUCUAGCUAGAUGGAAAGGAAUGUAUCAAGGAAGAUCUAAAACGACGAUUGUAUCUUAG